CCAGCCUUCGUGAUCUAUCAUGAUGAUUUCAACGCCAUCCUGGGCGAGAACCCGGACCUGAAGAUCGCCUAUGAAGAUAAGUUCCCUUUUGCACAUGGAGCCGGAAUCUAUAUACCGCGGAAAGACACCGUCUUCGUCACCAGCAGGCCACUUGUCAUGUCGGGCAAGUUGGAGAAGGAGGUCAAGAUCAACAAACUGGUGCGAGAAGCGGCAGGCACCUGGAGACGAGACGAAGUCCUCACCCUUGCCGUCCUGGUCACGGGGGGAACCAACUAUGGCGACCAUCUCGUCUUCUGCUCCCAGGGCGACUACCGGGACCUCGGAGGUCUGGUCCACAUGGACGCAGACUAUCCGCACCGGUCCUCCGUCAUGCUGAACAACUACCUAGGCCGCCGCUUCAACUCGCUCUACGACGUAGCGGUGCAUUCGGACGGUUCGCUAUGGUUCACUGACCCGAUCUACGGUUUCGAACAGGGUCUACGGCGCCGGCCGGAGCUGCCGAACCAGGUCUACAGAUUCGACCCUCGGUCGGGCGACGUGCGCGUCGUCGCAGAUGGCCUCGGCCGCCCCAAGGGCAUCUGCUUCUCCCCGCGCGAAAAGACGCUCUACAUCAGCGACAACGACGCCCUGCACGGAGACGGCAGCAUCGAUCAGAUGCGCGCUGCGACCAUCUACGCCUACGACAUGCUCGACAAGAACGGCGCCAAAUGGCCCAUCAACCGGCGCGUCUUCGCCAUGCCCGACACGGGCGUCCCCGACGCCAUCGCGUGCGACGCCCACGGCAACGUCUACGCCGCCUGCGGCGACGGGCUCAAUGUAUGGAAUCCUGGCGGUUCGCUGCUGGGGAAGGUCUUGAUUCCCGGUGGGAUAUCGGGGUUCUGUUUUGGGAAGCCCGGGGAAUUGUUUUUGUUGAAUGAGGUUCGGUUUUGGCUGGUUGCGGUUGCGGAGGGGGUGGUGGGGGCG
Messenger RNA from Westerdykella ornata, 963 nucleotides. Its product is annotated as calcium-dependent phosphotriesterase. The record is from RefSeq and is a predicted model, not a curated record. Lineage: Eukaryota; Fungi; Ascomycota; Dothideomycetes; Pleosporales; Sporormiaceae. The transcript is spliced from 2 exons. The annotation marks the transcript as partial.